Messenger RNA from Hydra vulgaris (swiftwater hydra), 1090 nucleotides. Its product is annotated as ciliary microtubule associated protein 1A. Lineage: Eukaryota; Metazoa; Cnidaria; Hydrozoa; Anthoathecata; Hydridae. The record is from RefSeq and is a predicted model, not a curated record. Gene Ontology annotation, cellular component: cytoskeleton.
AAGUAUAUUAUAUUCAUAUAUAUAUAUAAAGUAUGGCUGUUGAAGCUACAGAAAACAAAAAGCCAAUGAUAAGUGCAAUGUUUCGUGGACCAGGACCAUGUUAUAUGAUGCCUGGAACAACUGGGUAUAUUGGACAUGAUGUUACAAAAAAAACAGCUCCACAUUAUGUUUUUGGAAUCAAAACAAAACUUAAAGAUGAAACAACACCUGGACCUGCUGCAUACAAAGUUGAUCCUAAAGUAACACGAUUUGGUAAAGAUGGGCUUCCAGAAUAUACCCUCCAUUAUCGUCCGAAGGAGUUAACAACCUUUAUAACACCAGCUCCAGGUACUUAUCAAACAGAAAAUGCAAAAAUUCUCAAGUAUAAAACUUCUCCUUCUUUUACAAUUGCUGGAAGAACUCGUUAUGGUAAAAAAGAUCACAUACCUGGACCAAGUUCUUAUAAUCUACCAACAAUGUUUGGUUCUAAAAUUCCUAUUAAAUCCUCGCCACCAUCAUUUUCAAUGUCUGCUCGAUCAAAAUUUGGUGGCUUCAAUGAAGAUCUUAAAAAGACUCCUGGACCUGGUACAUAUAAUUCUGGAGAUCCUAACUCAUGGAAAAUAAAAGCUCCAAUGUUUUCAAUGGCAGGUAGAAGUGCAUUACCAACUGAUAAAACUCAAAAUCCUGGACCAGCUAAAUACUUGCCUGGUAUCACUAAAGGCACAACACCAAAAUUUUCUUUUGGUGUUCGACAUUCGGAGUAUGUCGUCCCGUUAAUCGCUGAUGUUUCUUGUGCAUAAUUUGCAUUCUUUACAUUAUCAUUAGGUUACUGGCUGGGGUUUUUUAUGCAUUAUAGCUGUUAGAUUUAUUAGUAGCAAGAUCAUUUUUAAUUCAUAUUCAAAGUAUAAUUGGUCGAGAAUAUUAUUUUUUAACUUAAAUUUUAAUAUGAUUUUUUUUUAUCAUAUAUUUUUCUAUAUUUUUUUAUUACUAUUAUUAUAUUUUAUUUUGCUAUAUUAUGUGAUAAAUAUAUACUUUAUAAUUAAUAUAUUUUGUGAUUAAAAUAUUUUUAAAUUUGGUUAAUUUUUUUUUAAUUCAUUGUAUAUUUAAAAAU